Messenger RNA from Xenopus tropicalis (tropical clawed frog), 1931 nucleotides. RefSeq names its product acrosin binding protein, gene 1 (gene acrbp). Gene Ontology annotation, cellular component: acrosomal vesicle. The record is from RefSeq and is a predicted model, not a curated record. The transcript is spliced from 4 exons. The coding region runs from base 579 to 1841 and encodes 420 amino acids. Lineage: Eukaryota; Metazoa; Chordata; Amphibia; Anura; Pipidae.
UUUAUUUCUUUUUUUUAAAGAUUUUAAAAGAGCCGCAUCAUUAGCAAUGCAGCUUUCUUUUAUAAACUACAUUCCAAAAACCAUUCAAUUUUCGCUAUUAUUAUUUGACCUGUGUUUUGGUAUUAUUGGCUUAACACUUAGAUUUUAUUUUUUCACUUCUGGUCAAUAUAUUUUGAGACAAUUCGAAAAUGUGACAGUUUUCAUAAGACAAGUCAAAAAAUUUUGAAUUUUUGAGACUUGUCUGCGAAAAAAGUUUUUUAGUUAAUACCAGACAUUUGUGGUAAUAAGUUUAUUAAUUUUUUUUUUUUUUUUUUAAUGAGAAAUGUUUUAGUUUUAGUAAAUCUGCCCCUUAAUGCACAACAUUUCUAGCUUCUUCAGUUAGGCUUUAGUUCUCCUUUAGGGGUCCUUUUUAUCUUUAAUUACCCUAUACUUUUGAACUAAUAAAAUAAGUAUGCCUUUUUAACUAUUUUCCUUCUCUAUAAAGAUGAUUUCUGUAACCCUGAGCAUGUUUAAUUCAGUAUUGCUACAUUUGGAUCUUCCUCUAACAUAUUUUCUUUUUGCCUUUUACAGCUAUCUUCAUGCUUUUUAUUAUUUUAUUAUUAUCAAUCACGACAUGUGCAUUUUCUACACCACUGCCUGGUUCUCCACUAAAUGAACAGGAAUAUGAGAAAUUCUUCAGCCUGCUGAUAUCAGAAUCCAGCGCAGAAACUCUUUGUACGCUGAGAUAUCUUCAUGGAUGUGGUGAUCGUACAAUCCGGCGAUUCGAUGCUUAUGAAAACCACGGCGUUACACCAGCUGGUCCUAUUUGCACUAAUUUGGAAAGCUUCAGUCACUUUGACUCUUUCUGUGACUUUGCUAAAUUUCGCUGCGCUCACAGACUCUUCUUUGCAAAGAGAAUUCCAUGUGAAGAUGAUAAAGUGACAACUACCCAGGCAUCAGAUGCUACGCCUAAGCAAGAAGUUAUAUCUGUUACCUCGUCACUUCCGACCGAGACACCUAAAAUCACAGAGAAUGGUUCUUCAGAGAAAGAAGAAAGGAAAUUACAUAGCGCAGAACAAAAGCCUAUGAAGGCUAUGUACAAAUCUGAUGAAUCUGUAAAGGUAAAUGCUCCUCACCUGGCAAAGCCAAAGGAGAAACCUUUACUUUCAAAACUGCAAGCUUACUUAGAGGCACACCCAACAACAAGAAAGAAACCUGUUAAAGAACAAAAUGAAGAGGAAGUACUGAAAAUACCUUAUGCUUCACAAGAAAGCUCAGAGGAGGAGGAUGAUGAUAUUCGGUCCUUUGCUGGGCCGAAGGCUGAUAUUUCCAAAGCGGAAAAUAAUAAUCAGCACAAACCAGUUGCCAAUAAACAAAAACAAAAGGGAUCAAGAGCAAUCCCAAAGAAGAAGGAACUUGUACUUUCAAAAGCACAAGCUUAUGAAAUGGCACAGCCUACAACAGGGAAGAAACCUGUUAAAGAGCAAAAUAAAGAAGAAGUGUUAAAAAAACCUUAUGCUUCUCAAGAAAGCUCAGAGGAAGAGGAUGAUGAUAUUCGGUCCUUUGUUGGCCCGAAGGCUGAUGUUUCCAAAUUGAGACAGGAAAAUAAUCAGCACAAAGCAGUUGCCAAUAAACAAAAACAAAAGGGAUCAAGAGCAAUACCAAAAAUGAACAAACUUGUACUUUCAAAACUACAAGCUUAUGAAAUGGCAAAGCCUACAGCUAUAAAUAAAUCUAUUACUGAACAAAAUAAAGAAGAAGUGUUAAACAAACCUUAUGCUUCUCAAGAAAGCUCAGAGGAGGAGGAUAAUGAUAUUCGGUCCUUUGUUGGGCUGAAGUCUUAUGUCCCCCCUGCGACAUGAAAAUAAUGAGCACAAACCAGCUGACGAUAUACAAAAAAAAAGUGAUCAAGAAAAAUUCAAGUUACUGAAGAUUCAACAAGAAAGGAUAAA